GGGCGGGGCGGAGCGGCGCCGGCCGCUUCCUUAGGAAGAUGGCGGCAGUGCGGGUGCUGAGGAGCUGGAGCCGGGCCGCCGCGCCUCUGAUCUGUGUCCAUCAUAUUAGAUCAUGCAGUAGUAUCCAUCUCGUAAAGCCAAAAUAUAUUUGCCUCUUCAGUAAGUCAUCUUUCAAAUUGAGUCUUCCACGUCGACUGCUGAGGACAACUGCUGCCGUAGAUGGACAAAUAGUCCAGUUUAAACUCUCAGACAUCGGAGAAGGGAUUACAGAAGUAACAGUGAAAGAAUGGUAUGUAAAAGAAGGAGAUACUGUAUCUCAGUUUGAUAGCAUCUGUGAAGUUCAAAGUGAUAAAGCCUCAGUCACUAUUACAAGUCGUUAUGAUGGCAUUAUUAGGAAACUUCACUAUAAUGUAGAAGAAACUGCAAAUGUGGGGAAGCCAUUAGUAGAUAUAGAAACGGAAGCUGUGAAAGAUGGAGCAUCUGAAGAAGAUGUUGUUGAAACCCCUGCUGUAUCCCAUGAAGAACAUACACACCAAGAGAUUAAGGGUCACAAAACACUAGCAACUCCUGCUGUUCGUCGUCUAGCCAUGGAAAAUAAUAUAAAAUUGAGUGAAGUUAUUGGUACUGGAAAAGAUGGCCGCAUCCUUAAAGAAGAUAUUCUCAAUUAUUUGGCAAAGCAAACUGGAGCUAUUUUACCAUCACCAAAGUCAGAAAUUACUCCAGCUUUACCAAAACCUAGCUCAGUACAAACUCCACCGAAAGAAAAAACAAUUACUCUUCCAAUUUCAAAGCCUGUAGUGUUCACAGGCAAAGACAGAACAGAGCCUUUAACAGGCUUCCACAAAGCUAUGGUCAAGACCAUGACCGCAGCAUUGAAGAUUCCUCAUUUUGGAUACUGUGAUGAGAUAGACCUUUCCCAGCUCGUUCAACUACGAGAAGAGUUAAAACCUCUGGCACUAGCUCGAGGUAUUAAACUGUCGUAUAUGCCCUUUUUCCUAAAGGCUGCAUCUCUGGGAUUAUUGCAUUAUCCUAUCCUUAAUGCUUCGGUGGAUGAAAACUGCCAGAAUAUAACAUACAAGGCCUCUCAUAAUAUUGGAAUUGCCAUGGAUACCGAACAAGGGCUUAUUGUCCCUAAUGUGAAAAAUGUUCAGGUCUGUAGUGUGUUUGAAAUUGCUGCAGAAUUGAAUCGCCUACAGAAAUUGGGCUCUGCCAAUCAGCUGGGAACCACAGACCUCACAGGGGGAACAUUUACCCUUUCCAACAUUGGAUCAAUUGGUGGGACCUAUGCCAAACCAGUGAUUUUGCCACCUGAAGUAGCAAUUGGAGCUCUUGGCACAAUCAAGGCUCUGCCCCGAUUUAAUGAGAAAGGUGAAGUCUUUAAAGCACAGAUCAUGAAUGUGAGCUGGUCAGCUGAUCACAGAAUUAUUGACGGUGCUACAAUGUCCCGCUUCUCUAACUUGUGGAAAUCCUACUUGGAAAAUCCAGCAUCUAUGCUGCUAGAUUUGAAAUAAGAAUGGUGAUCCAACUCCUCCUUGAACUUUCUGGGACUCAAAAGAAUAUAUAAAAGCUAGCUUUAUAUAUAUAUGUAAAAGUAUAUAUAAAAGCAGGCAUUUAUUCUUCAUUACAACUGACCUUAUAUUGUGUGGAUAAGAUUCCAAGGUACAAUAUCCAUUUAUCACUAAAUUGUUACAGUAUUUUUAAUUAAAAUGGUUAGGUUUAUUGUAAUUCUUCUGAGGCUGUCAAAUUUUAUAGGUCAAAGUAUAGGUUUUUACUGUGGUGCUGAGAAAUUUUAGACUUCUGACAUCUGGCAGCAGCUAGACUGAAAGGCUAAAACCCAUAUCUGCACUAUAUUUUUUGGUAAACAAACUCUUAGUGGGCUUCCCUGUUGACUCCUGGUUGGGAAAGGGCGUUUAUAUACAAGAAUUCUUUUCAACUUCCUAAUGGUCAUUAUGCAAAUUUUUGUAUAAAGUGCAUUUCUAUUUAUUGAUGCCCAAUAUAAUUUUGUUUAGUAGUC
Molecule: messenger RNA, 2014 nt
Organism: Ornithorhynchus anatinus (platypus)
Lineage: Eukaryota; Metazoa; Chordata; Mammalia; Monotremata; Ornithorhynchidae
Gene: DBT
Product: dihydrolipoamide branched chain transacylase E2
Exons: 11
Coding region: 39-1511 (490 amino acids)
Cellular component (GO): mitochondrion; cytoplasm
Molecular function (GO): lipoic acid binding; acetyltransferase activity
Source: RefSeq, a predicted model, not a curated record